Messenger RNA from Cetraspora pellucida, 405 nucleotides. The record is from the annotation of a GenBank genome assembly. NCBI's taxonomy places the organism in Eukaryota, Fungi, Glomeromycota, Glomeromycetes, Diversisporales, Gigasporaceae.
AUGAACAGCAUCACUGAUCAAUUUUUCUCAAAAAGAUAUAGAGAAAAUAAGAAAUUAUUAAAUGAUGAUAAUGAAAUACCAAAUGAAAUAUUAGAAUCAAAUAAUCUUGCAGAUUAUGUUUACAAUCUUCUUGAAUUGCAUACAAAUUUAAUAAUUGCAGAAAAUAACAAAGAAAAUAAUCAAUUGGGUAUUUAUUUUACAUGUGUCAUGAAUAUUUCUUCAUUUAAUGAAUCUUCAAAAGAAAUUGCUAAUCAUUUAAUAAAUAUUGUUAGUGAUGUUGACAAAUACUUGUGGAUAUAUAAUAAUAAAUAUGAUGGCAAACAAACUACAAGUAUUUGGUAUUUUUGUUCUCAACAGAUAAAUAUGGCAAAAAAAUCUUGUAAGCAUAAUAAUCCAGAAAAAUGA